UCAGCAGAUUCAGUCCGGCCCACAUGAUUGUGGGAAGAAGCUAGAGCAGCAUUAGGAAAAGCCUAACCGAACAAACGGGGUUUUGAACAUGGGGGAAACUCAGAGCUUUCAAAGGCACAGAGGUCUUCUGCUUCCCACAAUGUAUUUGUAUUUGCACAGUUUAGACCAUUUCCCACAAGACUGUGUAGAACUAGACUAGUUAUUUGAUGUCUGGUUACACCGUCGUAAUUGCUCAAUAAUUCCUUAAUAAUCAUUGUAAUUUGUUUUAAAGUAUGUGGAAAUGGGAUAUCUUUCAAGAAACAGUGCUGCAAUAUCAAAUGUCUUGUGGGCAAUGAGGCAAGUUUGCAGGGCUUUUGAGUUUUUUGACCUUUACUAUUGUCUUUUAAAGCUUGUAAGUCCCUCCUUCCGAGGGUGUGGCUAUUUCCUCUUCAUCUUCCACCUGCUCCCAGAAGAUCUAUGUAACCGAAAGUGCCUCUUAGUGUUCCAGCUGUUUCCUAUAUCUGAACAGCCAGUUGAAAAUCAGCCCCAGGUAUGCGACCUAGAUAUAUGAGGGUUGUGUGGGAUAUUUGUAUAUUUUGUUCAGAGAGUGGCACGUAUCUGUGUCCACAGCCCAUUUUGACGCAAAAUGCAGACAUGGUGUCUUGAAACUUUAACCCAAUUUAAAAUACCGUUUUGAUCUAUACGCUAUCCGUAACGGGCUAUGCAUUUCUAUAAGAUGGUGUUUCUUUCUUACCCCAUUGUAGAAGAAUUUUGGGUUCUGCAUUCCAACAAAAUAAUCUCUGCCUUGUGAAUUUAGAGAGGGCGGCUGCCCAUGCACAGCUCCCCACCCUCUCAGGUUUAGGGUGAAGACAGGCUCUCUGUAUACUACCCUUUAUUGGGUUUAAAACUAUGAGAGUGGACAAGAGUGCUGUCAAAGUUUUUAUUAGUUUUAUUUAUAAAAUGUUUACCCCUUCGGACUUGUCACUCUCAUAGCUGCUUACAGCAAACUGAAAAAGGUAGAGCAGUAAAAACAUCAAAUUUGUGGCAGUUACUGUGUGAAAUUUUCUGCAAGAAGAUUGUCGUGGGUUUUAGUCCAGAAUAAAGUCCAGCUGAUUAUAGGGUACUGGGGGGUGGGGUGGGCGAUGGCACUUUAUAAAAUGUAUUCUAUAAAUACAGAAGGGUAUGAUCUCUAGGAUUAUGUUUUGGGCUUCCAUUUUUUCCAGUGCACUGAAGUAACAUUUGCUGCUAGUCACGGUUUUUCUUCUGCUUGUGCCCUCUAGUAGGCCACCUAUGUUUGCAUGAAGGUUGCAAGAUGCUGGUGUUAAACUGUUCUACAAAGCUGCAAAUACUGGAACACAAAUUACUCAGUAAUUUUCCUGAAUCACUCAAGGUUUAUGGAGCAGUGCUAAAUAUAAACAGAGGAAACCCCUUCAGGAAGGAAGUGGUGGUGGAUUCAUGGCCAGAAUUUAAAGCUGUUAUUACCCGCCGGCAGAGAACGGCUGAAAGUGAUGACCUGGACCAUUUUACCAAUGCCUAUGCUGCAUUCUACAAGGACCAGCAAGCAUAUCAAGCAUUGCUGGAGAACCCAGACACUGUAAACUGGGAGCAGGUCUUCCAAAUACAAGGACUGCAGGAUGGAUUAUACGACGCUUCCCAAGCUGUAGCUAGUUCCAAGCUUGUGGAUGUAAAGCGGUCUUGUUUCCAAAUGGUUAUCCAUCCAGAUCCUGAUACACUUCCUGAGGUUAAACUCCCGCUAGUACCUCCACCCAAGCUUGCUUCGCUCGAAGUCUCCCAUGCCAGCCUGCUGAACAGCACCUGGUCCCGAGGAGGAAGCGAACAAUGCCGAAAAUACCUUGCCAGCCUCAUUUCCUGUUUCCCUAGCACCUGCGUCCUGGAUGAAGGGGGCUGCCCCAUUGCCUGGGGUUUGACGGACCAAUUUGCUACUAUGAUCCAUGGUUAUACUUUGCCAGAAUACCGCAGGAAAGGGUACAACCGCCUCAUAGCAACAGUCCUUGCUAAGAAGUUACAUAGCCAGGGCUUCCCAGCUCAGGGAAAUGUCCUGGAGGAUAAUGUCCCAUCAGUAACUCUACUGAAAAGCAUGAAUGCCCAGUUCUUGCCAUGCCAGUUUGUCAGACUUAUCCACACGCCUUUCGGUUUUGUAAACACAUCUCGGCUGUAGCUUAGCUUAGAGAUUCAGUGACCUUUGUGGCAUUUCUUUACAAUGGAUGAAAGAUACACUGCAGCAGUUUGGGGGGUGAAAUUUGGUGAGAUGCAGAAAGUCAGAAAACUUCAUAGAAUCUUAGAGUUAGUCCAGCCCCCUAGAAUGCGGGAAUCUCAGCUAAAGCAGUAUGCAUAGUACCAUAUU
Podarcis muralis (Common wall lizard) is the source of this 2344-nucleotide messenger RNA. It is a transcript of the gene GLYATL3, whose product is annotated as glycine-N-acyltransferase like 3. Gene Ontology annotation, molecular function: glycine N-acyltransferase activity. Gene Ontology annotation, cellular component: mitochondrion. Lineage: Eukaryota; Metazoa; Chordata; Lepidosauria; Squamata; Lacertidae. The record is from RefSeq and is a predicted model, not a curated record.